UUCUGCAAAUCAACUCAUUCGGUUUAGUAGUAACUAACUUAUUUCAAGGCAUGUUAGUUAUAGUUUUAGUUGGAGUCUUAGUUGCAUCUGCCAACUCGGCUUCGUACAAAACGCCGGCUGCACAGUAUGCAAACGCAAAAGCUGCAGGUCCUGUUUUUUGGCCUCGUUACUUGAAUCCAGAAACAGGUCGAAAUCCUUGGAUAUUUCGAACUCGUUACUUAGCACCUGCACCUGCUCCAGCUCCAUACGCUGCACUAGCACCUUAUCCCACACGCCUUGCAGGUCCAAGUCUAGCAUCUUACGGAGCCCCAGUAUCUCCUCCAUCACUUUAUACAUCACCUACUCCUGCACCUGCUCCCGCGCCCUACGGCAGCUCUGGUGCAGCAUCUUACGGAGUUCCAGGACCAGCCCCAGCACCUUACGCUGACCCACAUGUGGCACCUAGCUCACCACUCUAUGCAGCACCAGCACCUGCUCCAUCGUCCUACGGCAGCCCUAGUCCAGCAACUUAUGGAUCCUCAGCACCCCGCGAUGUCCCUAGUACAACAUCUUACGGAGACUCAACAUCUGCCUCAGCACCUAGUCCAGCUACCGCCUUUACUCUCUUAGUAGUACCGGCACCUGACCCAGCACCCUAUGGAGGACCAAAUCCAUCACCUGCCCCUUCACCCUACGCAGCACCGGCACCUGCUCCAUCAGCUUAUGCCAGCCCUAGUCCAGGUCUUUAUGGAGGCCCAGCACCUGGUCCAUCACCCUACGCAGCACCGGCACCUGCUCCGUCAGCUUAUGGCGGUCCUAAUCCAAGUCCUUAUGGAGACCCAGCACCGGCACCUUCUCCAUCAGCUUAUGCCGGUCCUAGUCCAGGUCCUUAUGAUGACCCAGCACCUGGUUCAUCACCCUGCGCAGCACCGGCUCCUGCUCCAUCAGCUUAUGGCGGUCCUAAUCCAAGUCCUUAUGGAGACCAAGCACCGGCACCAGCUCCAUCAGCUUAUGCCGGCCCUAGUCCAGGUCCUUAUAGAGGCCCAGUACCUGAUCCAUCACCCUACGCAGCACCGGUACCAGCUCCAUCAUCUUAUGACGGCCCUAGUCCAGGUCCUUAUGGAGGCCCAGCACCUGGCCCAUCACUCUACGUAGCACCGGCACCUGCUCCAUCAGCUUAUGGCGGUCCUAAUCCAAGUCCUUAUGGAGACCCAGCACCGGCACCUUCUCCAUCAGCUUAUGCCGGUCCUAGUCCAGGUCCUUAUGAUGACCCAGCACCUGGUUCAUCACCCUGCGCAGCACCGGCUCCUGCUCCAUCAGCUUAUGGCGGUCCUAAUCCAAGUCCUUAUGGAGACCAAGCACCGGCACCAGCUCCAUCAGCUUAUGCCGGCCCUAGUCCAGGUCCUUAUAGAGGCCCAGUACCUGAUCCAUCACCCUACGCAGCACCGGUACCAGCUCCAUCAUCUUAUGACGGCCCUAGUCCAGGUCCUUAUGGAGACCCAAAACCUGGUCCAUCACCCUACGCAGCACCGGCAACAACUCCAUCAGCUUAUGAUGGCCCAGCACCUGGUCCAUCAGCCUGCGCAGGACCGGCACCUGCUUCAUCAGCUUAUGCCGAUUCUAGUCCAGGUCCUUAUAGAGGCCCAGCACCUGAUCCAUCACCCUACGCAACACCGGGACGAGCUCAAUCAGCUUAUGACAGCCCUAGUCCAGGUCCUUAUGGUGACCCAGCACCUGGUCCAUCACCCUACGCAGCACCGGCACCUGCUCCAUCAGCCUAUGGCAGCCCUAGUCCAGCUCCAUACGGAGACCCAGCACCCUGCGGGGGCCCUAGUUCAACAUCUUACGGAGACCCAACGUCUGUCUCAGCACUUAACGCCGGGCCUAGUCCAACUACUGCCUUAAUAGCACAGGCACCUGACACAGCACCAUACGAUGGACCAAGUCCAUCACCUGCCCCAUCACCCUACGCAGCACUGGCACCUGCUCCAUCAGCUUAUGGUGGCCCUAGUCCAGGUCCUUAUGGAGACCCAAAACCUGGUCCAUCACCCUACGCAGCACCGGCAACAACUCCAUCAGCUCAUGGCGGCCCAGUACCCGGUCCAUCACCCUGCGCAGGACCGGCACCUGCUCCAUCAGCUUAUACCGAUCCUAGUCCAGGUCCUUAUGACGGCCCAGCACCUGCCCCUUCACCCUACGCAGCACCGGCACCUGCUCCAUCAGCUUAUGGCGGCCCUAAUCCAAGUCCUUAUGGAGGUCCAGCACCGGAAUCUUCUCCAUCACCUUAUGCUGGUCCUAAUCUAGGUCCUUAUGACGGCCCGGCACCUGGUCCAUCACCCUACGAAGUACCGGCACCUGCUCCAUCCGCUUAUGGCGGCCCUAGUCCAGGCCCUUAUGGAGGCCCUUCACCGGCACCAGCUCCAUCAGCUUAUGGUGGCCCUAGUCCAGGUCCGUACGGAGCCCCAGCACCUGGCCCAUCAGACUACGCAGCUCCGGCGUCUGCACAAUCAGCUUAUGGCGGCCCUAAACCAGGUCCUUAUGGAGGCUCAUCACCGGCACCACCUCCAUCAGCUUAUGGCGGCCCUAGUCCAGGUACUUACGGAGCCCCAGCACCUGGCCCAUCAGACUACGCAGCUCCGGCGUCUGCACAAUCAGCUUAUGGCGGCCCUAAACCAGGUCCUUAUGGAGGCCCAGCACCUGGUCCAGGAUUUCGUCCAGCAGCAGCAUCAGCAUCAGGACCCUAUGUAGGCUCAACUCCACCAUCUUAUGCUGCACCGGCGCCGGCACCUUUACCUAUGCCUUCAAACCAUGUCAUCUUUUAUCUAAAAUAAAAAUGAAAUUGUA
Molecule: messenger RNA, 2823 nt
Organism: Anastrepha ludens (Mexican fruit fly)
Lineage: Eukaryota; Metazoa; Arthropoda; Insecta; Diptera; Tephritidae
Product: basic proline-rich protein-like
Exons: 1
Coding region: 51-2810 (919 amino acids)
Source: RefSeq, a predicted model, not a curated record